Messenger RNA from Ziziphus jujuba (common jujube), 1195 nucleotides. RefSeq names its product nudix hydrolase 15, mitochondrial. The record is from RefSeq and is a predicted model, not a curated record. Lineage: Eukaryota; Viridiplantae; Streptophyta; Magnoliopsida; Rosales; Rhamnaceae. Gene Ontology annotation, biological process: coenzyme A catabolic process. Bases 265 to 1122 code for a protein of 285 amino acids. The transcript has 4 exons. Gene Ontology annotation, molecular function: coenzyme A diphosphatase activity; acetyl-CoA hydrolase activity.
UGUACGACUGGCUCAGCUCGUAGCUUGUGCACAAUAAAGUCUUACCACCAACCGCAGCACAAUAGUGUAUGCAAACUAGGAAGGAAAGCUACGAUUGUGGGUCGUCGCGUGGCAUCCAGAUUAUGGCAAUCUGGUUCGUAUAGCCAAUAGCCAUCCAUUUUCCAUGAUGUUUGUUUAUUAGCCAACUCAAAACCCUCCAACUAAACUAAUAUUAUUCUCUAAUUUAUUAGAGUAAUUGAGCGGUAUGAUGUACCAAUUAACCUCAUGAUUUCACUUUUGAGAAGGCUAGCAAUAUCACUGCCUUCUACAGCACCACCACCACUCUUCAAACUCAUGGACUCCGCCAGUUCCUUUGGAGGCUCACAGAGACUCAUGGCCUUGGCCCACCAGCUCCGCUUCUACAAGCCCCCGCCCUCUCCACUUGACGACGAUUUCGACGACCUGGGCCUUGAAGAUUCGGGUGGGAAGGUUGUUUCCCAAGUGGGUUUUGUGGAAUCGGCUACCCCAGUUGCUCAAGACCCAGAAAGAUUCAGACCCAAGAAAGCCGCUGUUUUGGUAUGUCUCUUUGAAGGGGAUGCUGGGGAUCUGCGAGUCAUACUUACCAAGCGCUCUUCGAGGCUGAAUACUCACUCUGGUGAAAUUGCAUUGCCAGGUGGGAAAGCAGACGAGGGGGAUAAGGAUGAUGGAGAUACGGCAACAAGGGAGGCGAAAGAGGAAAUUGGUUUGGAUCCUUCGCUGGUGAAUAUCGUGACUGUUCUUGAACCUUUCUUGUCUAAGCACCUACUUAGAGUUGUUCCAGUCAUUGGCAUACUUACUGAUAAGAAAGCAUUCAAGCCUGCUCCAAAUCCUGCCGAAGUAGAAGCAGUAUUUGAUGCUCCGUUGGAAAUGUUCAUCAAGGAUGAAAACCGGAGAGCGGAGGAGAGAGAGUGGUUGGGGAACCAGUAUCUAAUUCAUUUCUUUGACUAUAAAUCUGAGAAUAAAAAGUACGUAAUAUGGGGUUUAACCGCUGGGAUCUUAAUUAGGGCUGCAUCAAUUGUAUACCAACGGCCACCACCUUUUCUAGAGCAGAAUCCUAUUUUCAAGGUUCCACGAGUCCUAGAGAAGGAUACUGUAUUGCCUUAAAUUCUUGGAAAUGUCGUUGGUUUUGUAAUCUAAAUAGUCAUCCUUUUUGAAAUGAUAUUUACCUCAAAGUACA